CUGUGGUUAAAGUAGACACCGCAGCAGGGGGAGGUUUAGUGUAUCCUGGCACUAAGGUUAGUCAUUAACCUUGUCUUCUCGGUCACUCGGGCAGCACGGAAGGAGGAGGACAGCCACUCUGACUGUCUGAGGCAUGCUGCCGCCCAGCCGCCACAUCUUACCAUGGGCGACUGUAACACCAGCACAGACGAGCGGGCUCCAUCCGUAGAGGACGACAUUACGGUGGUGUUCCACAAAGUUGUCAACCAUGGACGAAACAACGGGCACGACCACGACGACAACGAGUGCGGCGACGCAGAGCGGGUUCUCCUGCGGGGCAACUGCCGCGGUGACGACGUCGAGGAGGGUGAUGAUGCUGAGGGGAAGGAGGAAGCGAGUGGAAGCGAAGAUUUAUUGGAAGGUGGCAAGAAGAAAACGCUGCUGUGCCCGCCGGCGUUUUGCGUCAGGAGAGCGAACACAUCUCGGGGAGGAAGCGCAGGGCAAGAUGCAGAGAAACCAAAGAGAUGUCCAGGUCUUGGUCUGUUUUAUGCCUUUGUGUCCACUGUUUUCUUCUCUAUCAUUGCCCUUGUGGUGAAAACCAUCCAGGGACUCCACGCCAUAGAAAUAAGUGCCAUACGCUGCUUCUUCCAGAUGCUCUUUGUCGUGCCGCUACUUAUCUACCACAAGACAGGUUUCCUUGGUCCAAGAGAUAAACGUAUAUAUCUGGUGCUUCGGGGUUUCAUUGGUUCCAAUGCCAUGAUCCUGCUCUACUAUGCUGUUCAACAGAUGCCUCUGGCAGAUGCCACUGUCAUCAUGUUCAGUAAUCCAGUCUUUACGUCGCUCCUGGCUUGGAUAUUCCUGAAGGAGAAGUGCACAAUCUGGGACUGUGUCUUCACCGUUUUCACAAUCACCGGAGUCAUCCUCAUCGCUCGGCCGCCGUUCCUCUUUGGCGACCAUCUGCGUGGCAUUGAGGGCAACUACUGGAACCACAUCAAGGGGACUAUUGCUGCAUUUGCAGGAGCCGUCGCUGCUGCUUUUACAUUUGUCGUCCUUCGCAAAAUGGGGAAAAGUGUCCACUACUACCUCUCUGUUUGGUACUAUGCUGUGAUCGGCUUCAUCGAGUGCCUCAUCGCCGUAUCCGUCCUUGGGGAAUGGAAAAUUCCCUCAUGUGGCCGUGAUCGCUGGAUGCUGAUGUUGAUCGCCGUGCUGGGCAUCGCCGGUCAGACCUUCCUGACAAAGGCCCUGCAGAUCGAGAAGGCUGGAGCUGUGUCCCUGAUGAGGACUGUGGAUGUGGUGCUGGCUUUCUUCUUCCAGUUUAUUUUCUUUAACCGCGCGCCCACAUGGUGGAGCCUCGGAGGGGCGCUGUGCGUGGUGGCGAGCACGAGUGGCAUCGCUGUUCGGAAGUGGUACAUCAGCUCUCGCAAGAGCUGAACUGGAGCAGCAGCGGCAGAGAAUCACUUAGUACAACUAUUUAUUCUUUAUUUCAUUAUCAUACAGUAUGUUCCUGAUUUAUACAGUGUUUUACAUGUUAUUUUCACGCAAAUCCGAGGAGGAACCGGUUAUAUUUUUUAGACUCCAAACCAAAUACUUACCAAAUAUAAUCUAGGUCAUUUUGAGUCUAUGAUACUUUAAGAAUAUGUUUGGCACAUUAUCUCUCUGUUAGAUAGCCUUAUCUUUGUUGUUAUGUAGCUUUCCAGCAACAAAAACAACUAACCCUAAAACAUCAACAGUGGCCUUGCAGCUUUAGUUUCGUGUCCCUGUAAGGUGAAAAUACUGAUUUUCUUUCUGGACUUUGGUGCAGACAAGUGAGUUGUAUAGAACUGUGUAGUGCACAGAUAAAAUAGUGAAAACCUUCUAAAAUAUCAUAGAAUUAAAAUGGCAUAGAUUAUUAUUAGGUGAGUUUUUAAUUAACUGGCUAAAAAGCUGUUUCUCGGUGCUGGAGGAUGCACACGUUCCUGUCGGCAGUGACUUUGUAACUCAUACAACCACAGUUACAAAAUAACUGAGCUGUGGCUUUAAAAGCAGAAAAAGUAGACAAAUAAUCCAGUAGGCAGUGAUGACAUGUUACAUGUUGAUUCCUUUGAUGAGUCAACUUGCAGUUUAAUGUCGUGCAUUUAUCUUUGGGUGAAUGAGCACAGUGUGUGUGUGUGUGUGAGAGGAAACAAGAGGACAGAGGAACUGUAGAAGCUCUUUUUCAGCCUCAAACCGUGUCCUGCUCCCUGAAUCAUGUGCAGUUAACGACCUGCAUACUCGUGAGAAAAUCCAGAUAUUCUCUUUCACAAAUAAUGUGGGCAACACAUCGAGUUAAAAGUAGAAUUUUGAAGGAAAAAUAAAAAGAGGUUUGUUCACUGCACUGGGACCAUUUAUGCUGUCCAACACAAUAUCAAUCAUCCAUAAUAAGAUACAAAGCUUAAGCACCAAAGACUGUAUGUUUGUUUUUUUUGUUUUUCUUUUUAAAUGGACACAAAGCAGAGCCUGUUGUGGAAGUGCUUAAAACCUGUAUUUACAUGGUUGUCCAUCGGGAGCGACAUUGUCUGUGGGGAUCUGGGACAUCCGUCUACACUAAAAUGCAAGCUUCUCUUAAACUCCUCCUUUUUUGGGGGGCUGUAAAAUGACGGUAGUGUGGACGACAGGUGUAUCAGGAGUAAACUUUAUGGGUUUUUCAAUUUAAAAAAAAGAGCACUGCUGAUGAGACCUGAGCCUCCAAAAUGACAGUUCACAAACCAUUGAGCGACGUCACGGAGGGAAGCCACUUGACAAGCACUGCAAUAGAAUACUCUCAGGGAUUUCUAACCUGUUUAUAAUUCCCCUAAAUAUUUAACCUUAACAGUGAAUAGCCAUAAGUAUACUGAUUUUGUGAAACGACUUUUUUGAAGUGCCUUAAUUUGGGACCUUUAAACUCCAGCUUGUCUGCAGCAGCGGCCUGCACUGGCCAGUUCAAUGGUGUCAUUGUGCAUAUUAUGAAUAUUUAUUAGACUUCUGAAAAGAAACAUUCAAAUUUUAUGUGAGGUUUUUUAAAAUGACACAUUCAAAUGAAAGAUUUUCUCUUGCACUUUCUUUGACAGUGGUAUAUGUUUGUUUCCUAAGGAUUUCAAAUGUAGAUUUGUGAGGGGGAACAUAGUGUUCCUAUUUCCCAAAGUGUUUGCCACAGCCCACUAGUGGCCCUUGGCGGUAUUGCAAGUGGGCCUCAGACAGGGAUUCUACAAAUGACUGAAUUCUAAAUAAUAAAAAAAGAUAUGGCAGGAUUUAACAUAAUUACUUUGCUCACUUUUUAAAAUUAGGAUUAUUUAUAAUCCUUCAUUUGAAACAGACACAAUUUUAUUUCAAUUUCCAUGUUUUCUGCUGUUGUUAACUACUACAUUAUUGCUAAAUAUAAAAAUGCGAGUGCUGCUCUCAUGGAUCUGGAGAGCUGAUUUACUUCCAUGUCAUUUGCAGUGGUUUGAAAUGAAUCUCAAACAAUAUGCAAGAAGUAGUUAAGUAAGCCCUGCUAUGAUAUUAAACUCAUCACAACUAACAGUUAUUAAUUAUGAAAAUGUGUUAAAUUCUGAUCCCAACUAUGAGUUUUAAUGAGAAUAAUAAAGUGUCAUUAAACGCAUCAUAUCAGGGUCAUUGGAUAACGAACCCUGGGAUGUCAUUUAUUCUUAAGCAGAGUCAAAGUGAGACAUAGAGUAGCGUAAAUCUAGACACUGUGACAUUUACUAAACACUGUCUGCUCUGUUUUGCUCUGGUCACGGCCUAAUUUCACGUUCUUCAUCUUUGAUUUGCUUUGUUUUAGUUGACUUGACUUGAAUACCGGUAGCUUUAAACUGCCACCUAAUGGCUAGAUGAGCUUUAGUCCCUGGACAUACAAUGUGUAUGUAUGAACUCAAUAAAUGCUGGGGGGGGAUUUUUCUAGGAUUUUAUAAAGUAUGAUUAAAUACUAUUUAUUUUACUAUCACUGUAACGUUUUACAUCGACAUAUUCUGUAAGAUGUUUAUAUUUCUGCAUAUAUAAUCUUUAGUUUAUAAUGAUUCAAGAAUAAAUUCUAUUUGAAUUUAGAAA
Solea senegalensis (Senegalese sole) is the source of this 4020-nucleotide messenger RNA. It is a transcript of the gene slc35g1, whose product is annotated as solute carrier family 35 member G1. Gene Ontology annotation, biological process: regulation of cytosolic calcium ion concentration; calcium ion export across plasma membrane. Gene Ontology annotation, cellular component: endoplasmic reticulum membrane; plasma membrane. NCBI's taxonomy places the organism in Eukaryota, Metazoa, Chordata, Actinopteri, Pleuronectiformes, Soleidae. Bases 163 to 1410 code for a protein of 415 amino acids. The record is from RefSeq and is a predicted model, not a curated record. The transcript is spliced from 5 exons.